Oncorhynchus kisutch (coho salmon) is the source of this 1803-nucleotide messenger RNA. Its product is annotated as PR domain zinc finger protein 14-like. The transcript has 6 exons. Gene Ontology annotation, molecular function: RNA polymerase II cis-regulatory region sequence-specific DNA binding; DNA-binding transcription factor activity, RNA polymerase II-specific; protein binding. Gene Ontology annotation, biological process: regulation of transcription by RNA polymerase II. The record is from RefSeq and is a predicted model, not a curated record. Bases 1 to 1803 code for a protein of 600 amino acids. NCBI's taxonomy places the organism in Eukaryota, Metazoa, Chordata, Actinopteri, Salmoniformes, Salmonidae.
AUGACCAGUCCUCAGCCCCAGUCCUCACUCCUCAGUCCUCAGCCCUCAGUCCUCAGUCCUCAGUCCUCAGCCCCAGUCCUCAGCCCUCAGUCCUCAGCCCCAGUCCUCAGUCCUCACUCCUCAGCCCCAGUCCUCAGUCCUCAGUCCUCAGCCCUCAGCCCUCAGUCCUCACUCCUCAGCCCCAGUCCUCAGUCCUCAGCCCUCAGUCCUCAGCCCUCAGUCCUCACUCCUCAGCCCUCACUCCUCAGCCCUCAGUCCUCACUCCUCAGCCCCAGUCCUCACUCCUCAGUCCUCAGCCCUCAGUCCUCAGUCCUCAGUCCUCAGCCCCAGUCCUCAGCCCUCAGUCCUCAGCCCCAGUCCUCAGUCCUCACUCCUCAGCCCCAGUCCUCAGUCCUCAGCCCUCAGCCCUCAGUCCUCACUCCUCAGCCCCAGUCCUCAGUCCUCAGCCCUCAGUCCUCAGCCCUCACUCCUCAGCCCCAGUCCUCAGUCCUCAGUCCUCAGCCCUCAGCCCUCAGUCCUCACUCCUCAGCCCCAGUCCUCAGUCCUCAGCCCUCAGUCCUCAGCCCUCAGUCCUCAGCCCCAGUCCUCAGUCCUCACUCCUCAGCCCCAGUCCUCAGUCCUCAGUCCUCAGCCCUCAGCCCUCAGUCCUCACUCCUCAGCCCCAGUCCUCAGUCCUCAGCCCUCAGUCCUCAGCCCUCAGUCCUCACUCCUCAGCCCUCACUCCUCAGCCCUCAGUCCUCAGCCCUCAGUCCUCAGUCCUCACAGCCCCCCAGUGGCGAGGAGGCAGGACCCAGUAAUAUGGGGACAGAACCCGUCCAGCCAUUAAUGGAGGAGCUGACAGAAGAAGAAGUGGCCUUCCUCAGAGACGGCAGCCCAGCAGACACCCACAGUGGAGUACAGGAGGGGCUAGGAGCCACGAAUGAGCAGGGGGUAUUGGCCCAGGGGGUAUUGGCCCAGGGGGUAUUGGCCCAGGGGGUUUUGGCCCAGGGGGUAUUGGCCCAGGGGGUUUUGGCCCAGGGGGUUUUGGCCCAGGGGGUAUUGGCCCAGGGGGUAUUGGCCCAGGGGGUUUUGGCCCAGGACUGUGAGGACGGCAAGUCAUUCUUCAUGGAGGAGUGUGAGGUCCAUGGCCCUCCCCUCUUCUUCCCUGACAUCCCUUAUGAAGGAGAGCUCACAGUCAAGGACCAAGCCAUGGAGAGUGAAGAGCAGAAUCUGGUGUCCUUCCAGUACAGAGGAGGGAUUCUGUACCGCUGCUGUAAGCCCAUAGCUGUUGGAGAGGAGCUGUUGGUUUGGUACGGAGAGGAGUACGCCAGAGACCUGGGCAUUGUCUUCGACUACCUCUGGGACAAAAAGAGCUCUGCUAAAGAUGUGAACGCUGAGGCGUCCCAGGUCCAGAUCUUCUCGUGCUCUGGCUGUCCGUUCUCCUUCACCUCUCAGAUCUUCCUCCACAAGCACAUAAAGAUAAGUCACCAUGAUGAGUAUGUCAGACUGUUGAGGAGUGGAGAGAUCAGAUCAGAGAAUCGCAUGUCCUCCAGCAACUCAACACAGCACCAUGGAACCACCUCAAGUUCCUCCAACCCAGCUCCCACCAGGAAACAGAGCGAGAUGGACAAGCCACGAUCAAACCACUGCUCCCAGUGUGGGAAGUGUUUCACUACAGGAGGUCAUUUCAGAACACACCAGCUCACUCACACAGGAGAGAAGCCGUUUCACUCCUCCCAGUGUGGGAAGAGCUUCAAUAGAGAGAUUAACCUCAGAACACACCAGCACACUCACACAGGAGAGAAGCUAAUCCACUGCUCCUAG